ACCGCGUCUGGUUGACAUUGUUGUUGUUGAUGUGAGUGAGUGUGAAUUUACUGUACGCUCUUUUCGAGUCCUGCUUGUAAUACGUUGGAAUUGGCACCCGGUGGGUGUAUACACGUCUCUUGGGUUUGGAGUUACAGAGAAAAUUCCCCCCGGAGUAACGGACCAAGGGAUGAGCCAGACAUUACGGCGGCCCUGGAAGGUGUGGUUGUGACUGCUGCUUCACGACAGGAGGAGCCGCCCUGCCCGCAGGCCCACCGGUGAGCUGGGUCCCCAUUUUUUCUUGCUUCAGCUGGGGCCCUCGCAGUGUGAAUUCAUGAUCACAUGACCUUGGAUAUGGACGCAGUCCUGUCCGACUUUGUCCGCUCCACCGGGGCCGAGCCAGGGCUGGCCAGAGACCUGCUGGAAGGUGAGACCGCCCGCCCGCUGCUGCACCGGCAGGAUGACAUGGUACAAGAGAAGCGGCUGUCCCGCGGCAUCUCCCACGCCAGCUCCACCAUCGUCUCCCUGGCGCGCUCCCACGUUUCCAGCACCGGGGGCAGCAGCGAGCCGCUCCUGGACACCCCGCUCUGCACCUUCCAGCUGCCCGACCUGACCGUGUACCGCGACGACUUCCGCAGCUUCAUCGAGAGAGACCUCAUCGAGCAGUCCAUGCUGGUGGCGCUGGAGCACGCAGGCCGUCUGAACUGGUGGACGCGAGUGGGCGCCAGCUGCCAGACCCUCUUGCCCUUGGCCACGACGGGUGACGGCAACUGCCUGCUGCACGCAGCCUCGCUAGGUAACCUGCUGCCCUUCCUCGGCUGGGGAGAGGGGCGCUCCUCCGGCCUGGUGUACACUGAGGAUGAGUGGCAGAAGGAGUGGAAUGAGCUACUGAAACUGGCCUCAAGUGAGCCCAGAAUACACUACACCACAAAUGGGAGCAACUGCUCAGGGGCGGAGUCGUCGGAGGAGCCCGUCUAUGAAAGCCUGGAGGAGUUCCAUGUGUUCGUCCUGGCCCACGUGCUGCGGAGACCCAUCGUGGUGGUGGCCGACACCAUGCUCAGAGACUCUGGAGGGGAGGCCUUUGCGCCCAUCCCGUUUGGGGGGAUCUACCUGCCCCUGGAGGUGCCCGCCGCCAAGUGCCAUCGGUCCCCGCUGGUCCUGGCCUAUGACCAGGCUCACUUCUCUGCGCUGGUGUCCAUGGAGCAGAAGGACAGCUCCAAAGACCAAGCUGUGAUUCCCCUGACGGACUCGGAGCACAAACUGCUGCCCGUGCAUUUUGCCGUGGACCCAGGGAAGGACUGGGAGUGGGGGAAGGACGACGCCGACAAUGUCAGACUGGCCAGUGUGACCCUCUCCCUGGAGGCCAAACUGCACUUGCUGCACAGCUACAUGACGGUGACCUGGCUCCCCCUGCCCUGCGAGGCACAGCAGGCCCCCCUUGCGCAGCCCGAGUCUCCGACGGCCUCAGCGGGGGACGACGCCCGCACCCCUCCGGACUCGGGGGAGUCGGACAAGGAGUCGGUGUGCAGCAGCUCCAAUGGCAACGGCGGCGGCGGCGGCGGGGGAGCGAACGGGAACGGGUCGGCGGCGGGCAGCGGCAAAGCAGCGGGUUCCUGCAGCUCUUCCACCUCCUCCAGCAGCUCCUCUGGCUCCAGCGCGGGGGCCAAGGAGAAGGCCAAGAAGGACAAGGACAAGAAGAGGGCCGACUCGGUGGCCAACAAGCUGGGCAGCUUCGGCAAGAGCCUGGGCAGCAAGCUGAAGAAGAACGUCGGGGGGCUGAUGACGGGGAAGACGGCGGGCAGCGGGAGCAAGCAGGCCGGGGAGACGCAGGAGAAGAAGAAGAAAGGCUCCCUGAAAGGCCGCAAGGGCAGUAAGGAAGGAUCCCCCUCUUCCCAGGGAGGAGGUGGAGGAGGGACAGGCUCAGGGAAAGGGUCCCCGUCUUCAGAAAACGAGCGCCAGUCCGGGGACCCCUAUAAGUACAGCACUGACGUCAAGCUGAGCCUCAGCAUCCUGCGGGCGGCCAUGCAGGGCGAGAGGAAGUUCAUCUUCGCCGGGCUGCUCACCACCAGCAACCGGCAGCCCUUCCAGGAGGAGAUGAUCCAGCGCUACCUGCUGGACGCCGAGGAGCGGUUCCAGGCGGAGCAGGAGCAGAGGAAGGAGGCCGAGCGGAAAGGGGUGAGCGGCAUGGCGGCGCCGCCCCCGCCCAGCGGCCCGGCCGGGAGGAGGGACGGGGCGGACGGGAGCUACCGCUGCUACGAGCCCAAGGAGAACCCCGCCGACGGCUCCCCCCCGCCCUCCUUCAGCCCCCCGGCCCUCAAGGCCUCGUCCUUCUCGCCCACGCUCUCGGGCGUGCUGACCAUCCCCCGGCCCAGCCUCGUGGGCCCGAGCGGCGGCCCGGCCUCCCUCCCCCACUCCCACCCGCUGCCCCCCAGCUACCUAGAGACGCGGCGCCAGCUGGCGGGCGGAUCCUCCUACGGCAGCCUGCCGUCUUACGCCACCCUGCCCCGCCACUGCCCCGUGGCACAGGGGCCGCCCCACCCGCAGUACCCCCCGCCCUCGGGGAGCCCCUCCCGCGUGGCCCGCUGCUUCUCCCCCUCGCCGAGAGACGACGACCCCUCUCCCGGCUACCCGUCCUCUCCGUACUUGCCCCAGGAGUCCGGCUGCGAGGGAGGCUACAGCAAUGGCUACAGGGAAACCCAGCGGGGCCCGGACUGCAGGAACUCAACCCCCCCGGGCAGGCACUUUCCCGUAGGCACGGGGGCGCAGCCCACCAAAUGCAAAACCCCCACGUGCACCUACUACGGCCACCCAGAGACCAGCAACUACUGCUCGUACUGCUACCGCGAGGAGCUCAAGCGCAGGGAAGCAGAGCCUGCCUCUCACAGGUUCUGAAGCGGCAGCCCAGAGUCCGUUCUCCUCCUCUCGUUCCUGCUGUUUUUUUGACGAGGGGAGAGUUUAUGCAGAAGCCUCAGCCCCCACUCCCCCCCCCCCCCCCCUACCCACCCACCUCUUCAUCACCAACGUCGUCACUGGAAGUUUGGGUAACACGACCAGAACCAUGAAAAAUUCCAAAAAUGUCCUCUCUGGCCAUGUUGAUUGGGAAUGCAAUAAUGCUAACGAUAGUAAUAAUUCAAUCACUCAUUAAUAGGGUGCAUUUGAUGGCAAGGGGCAAGUGAGUGGGGGAUGGGGGGGGGGGCUACAUCCGUGAACGGAUUGGGAGGGCAGAGGUCAAAGGUUCCCUUGCAUUGUUCUCGAUUUCUUUUGUGUAACACCUGCAGCGUUCCAUAGCUACCCCACCUCAUUCUAAGUGCUCCUUCAGUUUUGGUUGGUGUUUUUUGCCGCGUUAUUUAAAUUUUCUAGGUCAGUCUGUCAAUAACUAUGCCAACUGCCUUUCUGCACUCUGCACUUGCUGUCUUCUCGAGCUCUAGGGGUCGGGUGUGAACUGCAACUUUUCUCGAAUGCCUUUGCAUCCCCCCUUUGUGCUUUUAAGCAGGGGCGAUUCUCUAGGAGGAUGUGAUCCGUGAAGUUUUUCCUCAAAACGAACGUGGACAAUGUCUUAUGAACAUUUCCUAGCGGACAGAAGUUGGGAUUGCAAGCAGAAGAUUUAACUUGAAGAGAAAGGGAAAAUUGCUUAGCCACACAAUUAAAAGCUUUUUUUUUUUACAUGUCCCAUGUUUCCUGGAAUAUAUUCCUUAAAACAGUCUAUUUAACUAAAUUGCAACAUGGAUUUAAAACAAGUUUAGAAGCAGAACUAGAGACAUCAGUUCAGCCAUUCACAAAACUGGAAUGUUCCUACAGGAUAGAAGACUCAAUUCUGUGAAUAAGAGAGCAGAAUGUACAGCAAACAAUGUCUGCUGGGGGAUAGAGACAGGUGCGCUAUGUGUUAGGCCCAUUUGGUGGUAAAAACCAAGAUACACCACCUAAACUGGUGAAAUUGCAUGUGAUGGGUGGUUGAACAAGCAAGGAAAGAAUACUGUAGUAAGCAUUAGGAAACCUGAACUGAUUUUCCAAAAUUUAGGUAUAUCCAUUGAUUCCAAGAUGGCAGCGUCCAUGUUUAGGGGUUAUGUUAGCAUUUUUAAUCUGUUCGUGUUAUUUACCAUAUGUUAAAUUAAUGAUUGUGUUAUCAAUGGUCAUUUAUUUCUGAGGAACGGUCUUGAAAUUUUCCCUCUCCCUUUAAGAUCUUCUAAGCUAGUUCCUUCCAAAAUCAGUUCAUCAGGUACUCUGGUCUUUUAUGACUCACUUUCCAUUGAAAUAUUGACCAAAUUUGGACCUGUUCAAGUAAUUUUAACCUAUUAAACCUGUCUAGUAGUUUUCUGAUCUUGUUUUGCUAAAAGUUAUUUUUUCAGCAAUGUAUAGAAAACCAAUAUACUUAAUUAAACAAUGCUCAACUGGAAAACGAAAAGCUAGAAGACUCUCUUGUCACAGUGACUGUAGAAAUAGUGCACAAAGACAUCACUUUUCAUUGCAGUUUAGCAAUAAUGAGCUAUUGAAGUAAUUUGUCAAUUGAAGGACCCAAAGGACUACAAAAGUGUCAAGGUCUUCAAACAAUGGUACUAGAGGGGCCCUUUUCAGCAAAGUUUAAUGUAAUAGUAUUAAUUAGAAAUGAUUUGCAAUAAAAAUGUAAAUACAGUUCAGCCCUCAAGAUGAAGGUGAUUCACCUGAACUAGGUGAUUUUGGCAGAUCUGGAAAAUGGUACACUGCGACUCUAAAGAACUAGGAAUGGAAUCUAUGCAAAUUAGAGGAAUGGUUUCACCAUAAAGCCCAGCACAGCUUGCAGUGGGACAAACAGAGCUGUCUUUGUUUAAUGUUGGAGUGUUUUGAAAAUGCCUCGAGUAAUAGCAGAGGAAAAGUAAAUCAUCAAUUCAAAAGCCCCGUAAUUGCCACUAAUCCUUCAAAAUGAUUACAUUUAAAUUGAUCUUUUCAUGAAAAAUGCAGCAGAUCUGGGCUACUAUGCAAACCUACAGCAAAUCCCUCGUUUGCACAGAUUAAGCUCACAUUUUGGAGUGCCCAACAUGGAGUUCUGUUAAAAUUGGCUGUAUUCAGUAGGAGUUAUUUUGUAUGUAAUAUUAUAUUCAUGAAUGAAUUACUCCAUUGUGUAACUUUCAGUGUCAGUCAGCCUUGAUUAACCAGAUUGUUCAGGGGUUAUUCUCCUGCAUAUAUGCAGUAAUUGCAUUAGGAACACAGCAGUUGAGUGUGUGGUUCACACUCGGCCCGAGGACACAUUGUCCUUACUUCUGUGGGCUUCCUGAAGAACCACCGCUGACACACAAACUGCUUCACUUCACAUUUUGCUACUUGCAUUGCUUGUAAGCUCUUGAGCUGAAGUUUUCCCCCUGCUAACAUGAGUAUGCAGCACACUUCUGACUGAUGUUUUCAAGAGCUUGCCGACUGCUGACUGGGAGGUGACUUGGAAUUUGAAACAUAGGAUCAGAUCCCCAAAUUUGUAUCUGUUUGUAAUUACUACUCAUUUUGGGAAAUCUAGGAAUAGUUAAAAAAAAACUCCCAAGUUUGCUGGAUGUGUGCUUUUUUAUGAUUUGAUCAUAGUUAUAUUUGCACAGUUACAGUAGUGGAAACUGUAGCAUUAGCCAUUUUGAAUUGUAUAUCGAUACUGUAUACCUGAAACAAUCAUUACCUAAGGGAAACCUUAGGACUUUUAUUAAGCUAUACAAAUGAGUGGUGAAGUCCCAGAUACUCCUGGCCUCUCAGUCUUCACUAACAGCUCGAUGUCAGUAACAGGCCAAUCAGUUUUUAUUCUUCACCAGGUGGAGACUGUGCGUUCCCAUUUGAGAGCAUAGCCAAUUUUGAAGUCUUGCUUACUGUCGAGUUGCUAGUAUGAGUGUGCUACGAUAAGUCAAAACAAAAGCUUGCUGCCCCUAGUGAUUUUUCCCCCCAUUAUCAUGACAUUAGACCUGUUUGUCGGCAUUAUCCUGCAGUCCCAAUGAGCUCAUUCACAUUUUCCUUCCUGAUGUUGUACCCAUUUGCAAAUACUUCUCACACUCCCAUAAUUGUGCCCAUACUGUGUGGAUCUUAUCUGAUCUUAUCUUAUCUUAUUUCUUUGUGUCUCACUAGGCGAUGCUCCUUCUCUCCAUAAAAUGAACUAAAAACUUUAACGCAUUAUACAGUUCACUGAUGGUGCUGCUAUAUUUGAACCUUAGCAAGUGCCUCUUUUGGAGAAACUGUUAAUUAUUUCAGGUUUUUGAAAGGUCCUAUUCUAAUUUCACACAAGAGAAAUGGAACAUAAAGCUUUUGAAAGAAAUGAUUGAAGUGUCACGGUUUAUUAAAACCCUUGUAUUUUCUAUCCUGUAAUUGAUAUAUGAUUAUGCUCUUACAGUAUUAUGCCCUUGUGUUCAGAACAUGAAAUAUCUCAAAUUUAAUAUUUUGAAGAAGAGAGGAAUUUCUUAAUGGCCCAUUGCAUAUUUCUGGAUUUACUUGGCAUUAAAAAAUAUCUUUUUUAUUUUGUAUGUGAGUUUUGAAAAAGCAAUACUGGCUGAACUGGUGGCACAGACUCUCUUGUUUUCCAUGCUUUGUCAGGUUUGUCAGAGUUGCAGUUAAUGGAUUCUGUCCGUGUUGGUUUCAUUCUAUUUGGAUGCUCAUAAAAACCAUGUAAAUUUUGCAAAACCAGUUCAGGAUGGUAUUUAAACUUUUUCUCAUAAUGUCCAAUACAUCAUGCGUUUACAGGUAAUUUCAAAAGUGUUGGUGGUAAAAACUACAUUUUGUAGGAAAUAACAUAAUAUUUUGUAGAUUGUUGCUGUGCUCCCUGACCUUAAUACAUCUUAUUGUAGUUUCCAUUUAUUUCGUGCAGAUUGGAUAUUUAUUUUCAGUUUGCUAUUGUUGGCUUUGAACAACUUUGUUGAAUGGAAACUCCAAUGUGGUAAAUAUGAAUGGGAGGAUGAUGUAUACUGUAUGUACUCUAUGGGGAUGAGUUUGGUCUCUGCACUGCUGGCCUCAAAACUGAGUCCUUUUGUACAACCUUAGCACUUUCCUUCAGAACUAAUGUGUAACGGUGUCUUGUGUGUUAACUGUUUUCAAAUUACUUUGGGCUGUUUGUCAAUACUUCAGCACCAUGGACAGCAGCUUGGUUCUAGAGAAUGGUGAGAAUGGUAAACAUUAUAACGGCAUGAGACACAUUGCCAGCUAUUCUUUCACCUGAGGCAGCUGUUGGGCCCGGAGCUUCACUGUUUUCUGGUUAGUGACUUUUGCAGUCAGCUGUGCAGUGAAUUUUACCUCUUAAUUGCAGUACUAUCAGAAUUGUUUCUCUUGCUGUUUAUUCCAAGAUGAUCAACUUUAUUACAGAAUUGGUCCCUUUAUAAAAACACUUAGAACCAGAAGCUUUGAGGCUAAGUAGUAUGAAAUAUUCGAAAAAGGGUCAUCUAACUCCCAUCAGACUGAUGCAUUUGUGUUCUGAUUGCUUUGACAGGUUCUGCUUAAUUUGAAUUUACACAGUGUCUUAAAAUCGUAUGUCAGUGUUUUACAAAAGUCAUUGAGAUCAUUUCUGAAUGUAGAAAUUCAGAAUUUGAGAUCAUUUCUGAGUAGAAAUCUCCAAUAUGAAUGACACUUAACAAAAAAGGCACCAAAAGGUGUACAGUUCUUAUAUUGUUAACAGUAGUAACAGGUUAUUAAUUCCUCUUAAGAUAUCUUCUAACAACUACAAGCAUGUCUUUGGACUGUGGGAGGAAAGGGAGAAAACCCAGAGGAGACCCACAGAAACCUGGGGAGAACGUGCUAACCCCCAGCAAACAGCACCCCAGAAACUGAACUGUGAGGCAGCAGAGGUGCCAAUCAACAGUAUUAUCAUCUGAAAUAUUAUUACUAGACUUUAGAAGCAGGAGGACAAGAAACCUGAGUUGCUGACCUAAAUCCAGGCCCUGUAAGGUAUUUGUGUUGGGCUUUUAUUGUCAUACUGACAAGUCACCGUCUUUAUCCUUAACUUCCCCCUUUAAUUUUCCAAAAUGUACGUUUCUCUCGUGGUACUUCAGUUAGCCACCACAGCAUAGCACAUGGAAGCUGACACUGAUGGAAUCCAUAUCAAACAGAGUCCCGUGGUAAGUGGUCAGUGUCCUUGAGCUGAAGUUGACUCUCUUAAGGAGUCUGGCUUUGAGAGAGCUCGUCUCGUAUAAGAUGCAGGAAGUUAGUGGAAUGUUCAGUAUUGACUUUUACAUUUCGGUCUUACUCAUUAAUAAUAAAACUUCUUGAAGAUUUAUUUGCUCCAGAAAAAAACCUUAGUGUGGAAAUAAUACCUUGUUGUGGCAGGAAAAAAAGAAAAAUGUAAGGUCUGUGUUGAUCUGUAUCCAGUGUUAGUGGAUCUUUUGAAAGCAAUAUUAAAAAAACAAAAUGAGAAUGUUGUUACUUGGGUGGGUACAAAAUGCUUAAAUUAACCCAACAGCUGAACUACCUACAGUACAUAGGUCUUUGCACUCUUGUAAAAUGUAAGAUUAACGCAAAAAAUGUCUGAAUUAUAACUUUAGAAAUGAUCAACUUCAGGGGCAGAUGCAUUUUACGUUGUUUGGAGAUGAAAUAUAUUAACAUGAACAAAACAUAAAUUUUACAGAGUGUUUUUCUUACCCCAUAUGCAUUUCAUAGCCAAGCCAAAGUGACUAUUAUAUUAAACAUUGAUGCUGAUCCAAACUAAUAACUAAUAGACAAUGGGGAUUAUACAGCACAACAUUCCGGUGGUGCAAAUAUUCUGUUACCGUGCUAUGGUCGAGAUAUACUGUACAUAUGAAGUUUGAAAUUAAAAUAAACUGCAAGACUUUAAGCACAAAAUCAACCUUAUGAGAAUGUGGCAUUCUCAGAUAAAAAUAUUCCACAAGGUCAUUCGGGAAACAAACAUUUUGAUCUAACUGAUAUUUUAAACGGAGCCUUAAAGGAAUUAUGGCCAGUGUCUCUAUUUUGAUUAAUUUUAUGAAUAUAGCCUUAUAAAGUCAAGCACAAAUUUGCUAGAAUCAAUCAUAAACUUGAGCAUUCUCCUUGAAAUGCCUAGUUUUAAGAUGAGUGUGACCAAUGAUUGCAUUGUAUCUAUCAACAGUUUCUGGAGAAAGUCUUAAAAGAACAGAUUCUUUUGUGCAGUAAAACAUGUUCAUAUUUUGAGGAAGAAAAUAAGGAGGUGUUGAAAUAUUGGGAAUUGAGUGUUUUCUAAGCUACUAGUAUCUUUCAUUUUCUUUAUUUUAUCUGAAACUCGUGAAGUACUGAUGAGUUCUGUGCCUUUCUCAGAGCCUUUGGAAUCCCAACAUACAGAUGCUGUUAAGGCUGGAUUCACUGGAUUUUAUCGCACGGCCAUAGAUUAAACAAAAGGCACAUUGUAUAAAAAUUCAAGACAAGGAAGGCAUAUUUAUUUCUCAGUUUCUUUGCUCUCUUGCUUUCAACUUGUUCUGCUGCAGAAGGUGGUUAAGUUUUAAGUAACAGUUGCCUAACAAUGCAAGGUCUCUUGAGAGACUGCAGAGUGGAGUUUGUGAUGACCAGCAGGUGGCGUGCUUGCUAUAGACAGAUAUUUAGCCUGUCUCUCAUAUCACGUCCUUACUCAUUCAAGUAGUGCCUUGUUCAGGACAUAUAGCAUUUCAUAGAAGAGCCAUGCUUUUUACCUGACUGUGCAAAAUCAUCAUCAUAAGUGAGAAGAAAUUUAGAGUCAUGAAACUAAGGGAGAUGUAAAAAAAAAAAAACUGCAUGCAUAAAUAUAUGUGUUUGUUUAUGAGGGAAUCAGAUUUUUCUCUUGAAAAAUGUUUGAAAAGCAAUGAAGGUGGAGAAGCUAGCAGGUAUACACUGAAGGUAUAUUCUGAAGGUCUUCUUGCUAUCCUAUGAACUUUGCAUCAUGGUGUGCUGCGAAUGAACCUUGUCAGUUUAAUUUUGAGAAGCUAUUUUUAACCAGCUGUUUUUACUGGACAACGGCAUAAUGAUGUCACUUCAUGCUCUGGUAAUUCGGUCCAAGAUAGCAAGGGGUGUAUGUCAUUUUGUACUCUUUGCUCCUGUGGAUGCUGAGCCUGACUGUAUUAUAGAGAAAACACGUUUUACUCUCUCAGUUGCAUGAAGAAGCAAUUGGAGUCCAGAAGGCUCCAGACAUCCUGUUUUAUUUAGGGAGGAGUGUAAAAGGACUUGUUUUGAUGCAGAGUUUUUAGAUUGGCGAGGUAUCCCUUUCGCUUUGUUAAUAUGUCAGUAUAUGUAUAUUUGAAGCACCACUGCAAAUGUUUGUGUGUUUUGCACAAUUUUCAAACUUUUGGAAUACAUCCGUGUUUUUGCAUUAGCAUUGCGCAAAACAUAAAAAGGUUUUUGUUUGCUAAACGAAUUUCUCUUAACAUCUUCAAAAUCAAGUCUGUAAACCUAAUGCAAUAAAAGGUGAUACUUUUCAUAUAUCUAGCUUUUUUUUCCAGUAUUACAGUUGUAACCUAAUAAAGGACACAUCACAGUCUUACACUCUGAAAGACCAAGUAUAUUCUACAGUGGCAUAGUAAACUGCAUACUUUACAAAUCUGCCGGGUUUCUUAUUGAAUUUGGAUGCUUUGUUAAAGAAUUGGAGCCUUUGGUUUAGUUUCAAAAUGAUAGCGAAGUGGACUGUGUAAGGGGCUAUCAAACCAGUGCCAAUUUGCUUGUCUUUUCUUAUUCACCUUGGAAUUAAUUUUACAUUCACUAGUAAUAAGCAAUAGAAGGCCGCAAAUUGAAUGUGGUGAGGUGACUUAAUCUGUUUGUUUUGGCUUGAAUUCCAAGUGAAAUGUAACUCUCAACCAUUGUGUGAUCAGAGAGGAGAAGGAUAGGCUUCAAUUCUCUGAAACCUCUAGGGAAUGAUUCUGGGAAAGAACUAGAAACUCCUGAUUGUGUUAGACAGAUGUGUUUGUUCAAAAUCCCAUUAUUCCUAACCAGUGUGCAUGUGUAUGGAGACAGGGCUGUCUGUGUUCAAAGAAGCAAACGCUGGCAAACGCAGGGAUGGAGUGUUGUUCCGUCCAUCGAAGCUGUGGGCUUAUGUGCAGGGGUUGGAGCCCUUUCUAGUCUACCGCUUCUGACGUCAAACCUGUUACUCUGUCAGCGGAAACAGUCCAGCUUGUGGAAGGGUCGCGUGUCACUUUGUGGAGCACGCCGCAGUGCGUGACUCCUCUAUGCUUGGAGAAAUUAAAUCCCAGAGAGGGAAUCGGAGAAUGUGAUGGUUGCUUUUUAAAAAAAAAUCAUUGUGUAUUUGUUUUUUCAUUAUUUAUUUUGUUUUCACUUGCAGUGGUUUCUCGCUUCACUCGGUGAAGGGAGAACAAUGUGGCGUUUUCAGUGCUUUGGACUUCACCGAUCUGGAAACCUCUUCAGAAUGAAGAAGGUGGGAGGGGCUGGGCGAGGCUGUGUAAAUCUGUAUCUUCAAGUUAUUUUUUUAAAGCAAUACAAGACAAACCUUUUACAAUGUUUUUAAAGAGCUUGGUAAGAUGGGAUAUCGUCAAGACACUAAAAAAGCAGCACGGGAGACGAAGGGCUGCUCGUGUCACGAGUCUGGAAGUCAGUAUUCUUUCAAAUGGACGAUCCGUAUGGUUUUGAAAUCGAGCCGCAAGGGGACUCCUGCACGGUAUUUAUUGUGAACAAAAGUAUUAGCUACUCAGAUCAUUAACAAACUGACAAAAGACUGGUUUGAAAUUCUAUAUUUAUAGUCAAGAUUUCCAUUGUUUUUUUUCUUUUACUGGGAAUGUUUAGCAAACUAAUGGGGUGUCCUUCCCACAGUGGUUCAUUGUCGGUCAGACCUUUCAUUUUAUUUAGAUCCUUUUUAAAUUAAUUUAUUGCCUCUGAUGAUACAAUUGAAUAUUCUUCAACAGGUCAAGCUCUUGAUUCAAGGUAAAUUCUUUGUCAAGAAUUAAUAGACAUAUUUGGACUCUGUUAAAGGUCUUUAUUUGAUCCACACUUAUGUAUUUGGGGUUUAUUUUUAAAUAGGCUCAGUUUCAUUCCAAUAAGCACAGCUUUACUGUAAAAACUUCAGCUAGGACUAUCAUCUUGGCCAGUUAGUGCUGUGACACUCUGGGACAGUUGAAGAUUGAAAUCUUCCUUCUAAAACUCACUCUGGUGUUAAAGCCCAGCUGUAAAAGUGUUAGUCACUGAACCCAGUUUGGCUCAUUGUUGUCGGGUCACACCAGUGUGGGUGAUGUUUUUCCCUAAGCUGUGCACAGCAAAGCCUGAGGGAAUUGUGUUCAACAACAGCAGCUGACCAUCUGACCGCUUGAUUGUGUUUGAGGGGAGAGUUCUACAAAGAGAUUCAAAACAGAAGUAUUUGCACUGAUAGGUGCUGCUGGACUUGAGUUCCCACAUUCUGCUGCAAAAAAUAUACUGUUAUUUUGGGGCAAAUUAAAGGGCUAAAGAGCACUACCAUAAUUUUAAAUGACUGUUGAAUUUCCUUAUUCGUUUUAAUACCCUGUCCCGUGUGUUUGCUUUAUUUUAGUGUUCUAAUACUCGGUCUGCAAUAAUAAAGAAAAUGAAAAAUGAACCAUUUCAAGAUCUGCCUUGAAAGUGACUCAACUCUCUGCAAUAUUGAACCAAUGCAACAGCGCUGUCUCCUGUUAGUAUUUUUAUUGAAUUCAAGAAGUAAGAUCUUCUGUCCUUUUGUGUAGCAGAGAGCGUGUUGGUAGAAGGGGAGGUUGUGUACAGCAGUAUGUCCAAGAGGCAUCUCUAGAGGAAACAGCUCGAUAAGAGCAUCUUGAAGGUUUUGGACUUUUUUGUCCGAAAAAAUUAUAAACUGAGCUCUGGAAUGCAAUAAAGCAAAGAGCACAGGCUGUUAAAACUAAUAAGGAAUAGGAAUUGUCAUUGUUAAUAUUUAAAGUUUCCUGAUUUACUGCCCAGCAGCUCUUUUAUGAGACUUCCACUGUCCCAUCGUUGAGUCAGGUGCCGACCUGUAGAGAUGUGAUGAGCUGGGUGGGAGAACUGAUUUCACAAGAGCCAAACUGGAGCUUCGGCAAUUUGCAGCUACUGGGAAGAGUCCGCUAUCUCACAAACCUCUUUCACUUUGGCAAUGGUAACACUUGUAGUCAUUAAUGGAAAAAGAAAUAGUGGGCUGUACUACGUAUACAUUACCCUCAAUCAUCUUUGGUUGAAUGUGCAAGAUUGUUGGCCUGUCAGACAUUGCAACCUCAAGGGAAUGAGGACCCAUUUUCAUGUUCUCUCAAGUGUUUUUGCACCGUUUGAAUAAAUUCUCAUUUUAUUGCAA
Messenger RNA from Lepisosteus oculatus (spotted gar), 13129 nucleotides. The record is from RefSeq and is a predicted model, not a curated record. Lineage: Eukaryota; Metazoa; Chordata; Actinopteri; Semionotiformes; Lepisosteidae.